Cannabis sativa is the source of this 1047-nucleotide messenger RNA. RefSeq lists its product as uncharacterized. Lineage: Eukaryota; Viridiplantae; Streptophyta; Magnoliopsida; Rosales; Cannabaceae. The transcript is spliced from 3 exons. Gene Ontology annotation, molecular function: nucleic acid binding; RNA-DNA hybrid ribonuclease activity. Bases 1 to 1047 code for a protein of 348 amino acids. The record is from RefSeq and is a predicted model, not a curated record.
AUGGCGGCACUUAACAGAUUCAUUUUGAAGUCAACUGAUAAGUGUGUGCCGUUCUUCAACAUAUUACGAGGCAACAAAAAGUUUGAGUGGACAAAGGAAUGCAAGGAGUCCUUUCAGAACAUAAAAAGGCAUAUCGCAACGCCCCCAGUUUUGGCAAAACCAAUAACUAGAGAGACGUUAUUUGUUUAUCUAGCCAUCUCGGAAGAUGCGAUUAGUGCAGCUAUAGUGCGAGAAGAGGGUAAGUACCAGCAACCUAUUUACUACGUAAGUAAGAGGUUACUAGGGGCAGAAUCCAGAUUGAUAAAGUGGUCGAUUGAACUGGGGCAGUUCGACAUAACAUACCAUCCUCGAACAUCCAUCAAGGGUCAAGCUUUAGCUGACUUCUUGAUAGAAGGUGCAGGGAUGAUAUUAAUAUCACCAGAAGGCUAUAAGUUUCACUAUGCUCUGAGAUUCCAAUUUGAUGCAUCUAAUAACGAGUCUGAGUAUGAAGCCUUCAUCGACUUAAAGAUAGUAGAGGCCUUGAAAGUCAAAAAUCUCAUCUCUCAUAGUGAUUUACAGCUGAUCGUAAAUCAGGUCUUCGGGGAAUACCAUGCCAAAUGCUUGAAAAUGGCGAAGUAUUUAGAGAAAGUUCGGAAGAACUUGGAAAGAUUCGAUUACUUUAAAAUCGAAAAAAUUUUGAGAGAACAGAACUCCAACACCGAUGCCUUAGCAAAACUAUCCUCGCAGAAUGGUCUGGACGAACUAAAUCCGAUUCUGGUAGAAAUGCUGAGCCAGCCAAGUAUAUGUGAAACAGAAGACGUUGAGAUGAUAGAUAGCUCUCCAACAUGGAUGACUCUUAUUGUUAACUAUUUACUCAACGGGCAACUUCCAAAUGACAAAAACGAGGCACGAAAACUUUUGUAUACAGCGCCUCAUUACACAGUUAUCGAAGGAAAACUAUAUAGAAGAGGGUGUUCAAUGCCCCUAUUUCGGUGUGUUCUUCCCACAGAAGCAAUUGAAAUAAUUAGAAAAAUUCAUGAAGGCUUCUGCGAGGAUCGUGUGGGUUGA